This is a messenger RNA of Calidris pugnax (ruff), 3219 nucleotides long. It is a transcript of the gene IQSEC3, whose product is annotated as IQ motif and Sec7 domain 3. The record is from RefSeq and is a predicted model, not a curated record. NCBI's taxonomy places the organism in Eukaryota, Metazoa, Chordata, Aves, Charadriiformes, Scolopacidae. Gene Ontology annotation, molecular function: protein binding; guanyl-nucleotide exchange factor activity. Gene Ontology annotation, biological process: regulation of ARF protein signal transduction; actin cytoskeleton organization. The transcript has 14 exons. The coding region runs from base 20 to 3079 and encodes 1019 amino acids.
UUCUGUUGCCCAGCAGCUGAUGCAGAGCAGAAGCCUUCAUCUCCAGACUCCUCACCAAGGGAGGUAUAGUUGGCAAUUCUUCUGGUACUAUGACCUGGGAGGAAUGUCUCUCUCUGGAAGCAUCCAAAGAAACAGGAGUGACGAUCCCAGCGGUUCCACAAGCAAGAAAGCCGGGUGUGAAACGGAGGAUCCGAAGGAGGCCGGCAGACAGAGUGGCCAGGAAGGCAGGUCCGACACCCUGACGCUAAAAGCCCAGCAUGAGGAGCUCCAAGAAGAGCAGGCAGCGGGGUGUUCCCCUCUGGUGCAGAAGGCGAGCCUCCACCACACGGGCUCCCCAGUGAGAGUGCAGCGCAGCAAAGGGACGGCCUCGUGUUCCCAUGCAGCUGCCUCCGAUUAUGAGCUCUCCCUUGACCUAAAGAAUAAACAGAUCGAAAUGUUAGAGCACAAAUACGGAGGUCACCUGGUAUCUCGCAGGGCAGCCUGCACCAUCCAGACUGCUUUCCGGCAGUACCAGCUCAGCAAGAACUUUGAGAAGAUCCGCAACUCACUGCUGGAGAGCCGCAUGCCACGUCGCAUCUCACUGAGAAAAGUCCGGGUCCAGAACUCGGAGAGCUUCUCCGCUGAGAAAGCCCUGGUGGAGGGGUACAACUUUGUGGGCAUCCCAUUGGUGAGGUCCCCGUCUUUGCCAGCUACCAUCAGUGGAGCACUGACCGAGCUGGAGGACUCCUUCACGGAACAAGUUCAGUCACUGGCCAAGUCUAUUGAUGAUGCCCUCAGCACCUGGAGCCUGAAGACCAUGUGCUCACUGCAAGAUGGGGGCUCAUACCAGAUAAGGGAGACCUUCAGUGCCAGCUCAAUGCAGCCAAACCAAGACUUAGAAGCUGAGCUGCAGGAGAAGGAGAAGGAGGAAGGGCUCCUGCCAGAUACCCUACCCAAGAGCAGCAGCACUCUUAUGAUGGCUUUUCGAGAUGUCACAGUCCAGAUUGACAACAAGAACAUCUCUGUCUCAUCGUCUACCUCGGUGUCCAUGGCAAACUGCCUCAGCAGCAAUGGUCAGGCUGGGCUCUCUCAAGCUGCCAAGGCUGAAGAAAGCCCAGGAGAAGGGGAGGCAGAAGCCAGUGAACCACCGGCUGCCCCAGAGAGCUCACCUGAGUCUGGAGCUCUCCAGAACAGCCACACUCUCACUGAGGUGAAUGUCAGUACUAAUGGCACAGGAGACAGCAGUGCUGAGCCUGGGCAGAUGACAGUGCAGAAGCUCCAGUUGGAUGCUAGCAACGAGAUGGGGCAAAGCAAAGGCUCCGAGUCUGAGAAUGCAGACAAUUCAGAGCAGCUGAGCAGCAGCAGCACUUCCACUUCAGCCAAGUCAGCCUCUGAGGUGUCCUCAAAAGAAGCACUGCAGGCCAUGAUCCUCAGCCUCCCAAGGUACCACUGCGAGAAUCCAGCCAGCUGCAAGUCCCCCACACUUUCCACAGACACCAUGAGGAAGCGUCUCUACCGCAUUGGGCUGAACCUCUUUAAUAUAAACCCAGACAAAGGGAUCCAGUUCCUGAUCUCCCGAGGCUUCAUCCCGGACACCCCCAUUGGCGUGGCACACUUCCUGCUCCAGCGGAAGGGCCUCAGCCGCCAGAUGAUUGGGGAGUUCCUGGGCAACAGCAAGAAGCAGUUCAACAGGGACGUCCUGGACUGUGUGGUGGACGAGAUGGACUUCUCAGGCAUGGAGCUGGACGAAGCCCUGCGGAAAUUCCAGGCCCACAUCCGCGUGCAGGGGGAGGCGCAGAAGGUCGAGCGGCUCAUUGAGGCUUUCAGCCAGAGGUACUGCAUGUGUAACCCAGAUGUGGUCCAGCAGUUUCACAACCCGGACACCAUCUUCAUCUUGGCCUUUGCAAUCAUCCUCCUCAAUACGGACAUGUACAGCCCCAACAUCAAGCCUGACAGGAAGAUGAUGCUGGAGGACUUCAUUCGCAAUCUGAGAGGGGUAGACGACGGUGCUGACAUCCCACGGGAGCUGGUGGUGGGGAUCUAUGAGAGAAUCCAGCAGAAAGAGCUAAAAUCCAAUGAGGACCACGUGACUUAUGUCACCAAAGUGGAGAAGUCCAUAGUUGGAAUGAAAACGGUUCUGUCCGUGCCCCAUCGCCGGCUGGUCUGCUGCAGCCGCUUGUACGAAGUGACUGAUGUGAACAAAGUGCAGAAGCAGGCAGCUCACCAGAGGGAAGUUUUUCUCUUCAAUGACCUGCUGGUGAUCCUCAAGCUUUGCCCCAAGAAGAAAAGCUCCUCAACGUACACAUUUUGCAAGUCGGUCGGCCUGCUAGGGAUGCAGUUCCAUCUCUUUGAGAAUGAAUACUACCCCCAUGGCAUCACACUGGUGACUCCAGUUUCAGGCUCAGAGAAGAAACAGGUACUACACUUCUGUGCUCUGGGCGCCGAGGAAAUGCAGAAGUUUGUGGAAGAUCUGAAAGAGUCAAUAGCAGAAGUGACAGAGCUGGAGCAGAUACGAAUCGAAUGGGAGCUGGAGAAACAGCAAGGGGCAAAGACUCUCUCAUUAAGGACCAAUGGAGCCCAGAUGGAACUGCAGUCCAAGCAAGGCUCUCCAACAGGCAAGAAGGAUUUGGGGGAGAAGGUCUCGGACAGCACAGUGGAGGUGUCAAUUCACAACAGGCUUCAAACGUACCAGCACAACUCCGCCCUGGGGCCCGAGAGUGGAAUGCAGCCCAGCAUGCGUCUUAACGUGGUGCCACGGGAGCGGCUGGAGACAGCACUGGUGCCCUCGCACCCCGCCUCGGCGGGGACACUUGUACAGUGCCAGCAGAUUGUCAAAGUCAUUGUCUUGGACAAGCCGUGCCUCGCUCGGAUGGAGCCGGCCCUCAACCAGACUCUGACGCGCUACGUCACCUCCGAUUCCUGCACCUCCACCCCUUGGCGUGGUGUGGGCACUGGGCUCCCUGGGACCCCCAUGAAGCUGGUCCAUCAGCCUCCCCUUCCACCUCCACCACCUCCCUACAACCACCCCCACCAGUAUUGUCCCCCUAGCUCCCUGCUUCAGAGGCGCAGGUACUCCAGUGGCUCACGCAGCCUCGUGUAGCCACACCACCAGCACCAAAACAGCACAGACUUCCCCGCUUCCCUUCCCUCCCACCUCCCGGGGACCCUUUCUGCCUACAGAGAUCUAGUUUGUGAUUUAUUUUUUAAGUAAAAGAAGAAGGAAAAAAAAAAAAAAAAAAA